AAAAAUGUGUGAAGAGUGUUUAAUUAAUUAAGUUAAGUGUCAAUCAAUGCAUAUUCUUCGGUUCGGGGUCAGCAGCGUUCAGUAGUAGUAGCGGCAGGUUAUUGUGGAACGAUACAAACGCCAGCGCCAUGCUGAUAGACAACCAAUCGGUUCACCCAAGACGACCAAGUGCCAAAAACGACAUCCGAGCGUGAACGAAACGACAUCAGAACCAGAGCCAAAGCCAGGACUAAAGACAGAGAGACAGCAAAUUGCAUUUAAACUGCCAACCCACUCCAAACUACUCCAAUCAUCCAUCAAUCAUGGGAAACAAGAACUCGUGCUGUGCGUACUCCAGUCCGCAGUCGGACCGCAAGUCCAAGGACAUGCCGCCAGUGUUUGAGGAGCGCCACCAGCUGAAUCAUCCGCCACACACCUCGCAGCACCAGCUGGACGGACAUCAUCAUCAUGGCUCCACGGCGGCCGUGCACCAUCAUCAUCAUCACCACCAGCAGGGCAGCAGCGACAAUUUCGAGAAUCAACAGAAUCUGCAGCACAUCUCGGAGCGAGAAGCUUUGGAGGGUGGCGAUGAGGAUCCAUCGGUGGAUCCCUCGGCAGCCACCAUGUUCCUCGAACGCUCGAAGGUGGAGAAUGGCGGCAUGACGCGGAAGCGCUCUCAGCAGCAGAUUGCCCAACAGGCUGGCAGCAUUGGAGGCGGUGGCAGCACACCCGGUGGCAACAGCUGCGGCGGUGUUGGCGGUGGCAUGAAGAAGAGCUCUUCCUGCUCUACAAUCUACCUGGACGACAGCACUGUUUCGCAGCCAAAUCUCAAGAACACCGUCAAGUGCGUCUCGCUGGCGAUUUACUAUCACAUCAAGAACCGUCAGUCGGAUCGGCGGCUGGACAUAUUCGACGAGAAGAUGCAUCCGCUGACGCAUGACCCAGUGCCCGAGAACUAUGACACUCACAAUCCCGAGCACCGCCAGAUCUACAAGUUUGUGCGGACGCUCUUCAAUGCCGCCCAACUGACGGCGGAGUGUGCAAUCAUCACGCUAGUCUACCUAGAGCGACUCCUCACCUACGCGGAGAUGGAUGUUGGGCCAUCCAACUGGAAGCGCAUGGUGUUGGGUGCCAUACUGCUCGCCUCUAAGGUGUGGGACGAUCAGGCUGUUUGGAAUGUGGACUACUGCCAGAUACUCAAAGACAUUACGGUGGAGGACAUGAACGAGCUGGAGCGACAGUUUCUGGAGCUGCUGCAGUUCAACAUCAAUGUGCCCUCCUCUGUGUAUGCUAAAUACUAUUUCGAUUUGCGGACACUGGCCGAGGCAAAUGAGCUCAACUUUCCCACAGAGCCGCUGUCGAAGGAGCGCGCCCAGAAGCUGGAGGCCAUGUCGCGGGUGAUGCAGGACAAAGUCACAGCCGAGGCUCUCAAGAAUGGCAUCAAGAAGUGGUCCUCCAUGGACAACAUCAGUCAGGGCGGUCCGCGUCGCAGCGUGGCCAUAUUAUCGUGAUUUAUAUUAGCUUACUAAAAACAAGAAGAGAUCUGUAUUCUGUAGUCCGUAGUGUGUCCGAUCGAGCAGAAUUGCGAGUUUUUCUUUUUGUACUUGAGAACUUCAGUGAUUCAUUUUGUACUUCAUUUCGUUUGAAUAGCAAUAGCACCCAGCAAGACACACAAAAAAUACAUAAAAUAUAUAUAUAUAUAUAUAUACAUAUAUGUAUAUAUACAUACAAACGUUUUAGCCACACGUCUCGAAUUAAGGACCACUUUUUAUAUAUACAUUCGAGCAGUGUAUAUUCUUGUAAGCGAAACUACCGAUUGCAGUCAAGGAUUUGGAUGAUUUUAACAGAAUAUAACCUACUAGAACUACAGCAAAACUUUGAGAAGCGAAGCGCGUAACCAAUUGCCAAAACGAAACGAAAAGAAAAACAAAACGAAAACGAAAACCACAAGAAAUAGAAAAUUCUUUGUAAAAACAAAACAGCUUAAAUAUUGUAAUUGAUUCAGACAGCCCUAUGGCAUCUGGCAGCAAGUUAAUCUCAAGACUAGAUCUAGAUCUAGACUAGAUCGUGAAACUAUAUUUUUUUACAUCACUUACAUUAUUUCCCUGUACAUUUGUUACGAAUUUAAUUUGUUUCCCCGCAUUUUCACUUGAUAUAGUUUUGUGUGAUUUCUUAUAGUUUACAUUUAGAUUUAUACGAUGCGAGAUAUAUAGCUUCCCCCGAUCAGGCUUAAGGCACAAAUUGAUAAAUAUGUUUUUUUAUGGUUUAUAGCAUUAGAAAACAAAGAAAAUUUGAUAAGAAAGCACAGCGCAGCGCAAUAUUAAUCCAAAAGAUUUGUGAGUAAAUUUAUGUACUAGACUAGACAUUUAAGGAUACGUGCGUGUGUUUCCAGCAACAUUUUAUAAGUCAACCCAAUUAUUAAAAUGGUUGAUCUAACGAUAAAA
Drosophila persimilis is the source of this 2423-nucleotide messenger RNA. It is a transcript of the gene CycY, whose product is annotated as cyclin-Y-like protein 1. The transcript has 3 exons. Bases 303 to 1490 code for a protein of 395 amino acids. Gene Ontology annotation, molecular function: protein kinase binding; cyclin-dependent protein serine/threonine kinase activator activity. The record is from RefSeq and is a predicted model, not a curated record. Gene Ontology annotation, biological process: regulation of cyclin-dependent protein serine/threonine kinase activity; regulation of canonical Wnt signaling pathway. Gene Ontology annotation, cellular component: plasma membrane. NCBI's taxonomy places the organism in Eukaryota, Metazoa, Arthropoda, Insecta, Diptera, Drosophilidae.